Molecule: messenger RNA, 615 nt
Organism: Cryptomeria japonica (Japanese cedar)
Lineage: Eukaryota; Viridiplantae; Streptophyta; Pinopsida; Cupressales; Cupressaceae
Product: G-type lectin S-receptor-like serine/threonine-protein kinase At2g19130
Exons: 2
Coding region: 1-615 (204 amino acids)
Biological process (GO): protein phosphorylation
Molecular function (GO): protein kinase activity; ATP binding
Source: RefSeq, a predicted model, not a curated record
AUGGAGGGUUCAAGACAAGAUGAGAAGCAUUUCCGAGCAGAAAUCAGUUGUCUUGGAAACAUACAACAUGCGAAUUUGGUCAGGCUUCGAGGUUUUUGUGCAGAAGGAUCGAGAAGGUUUCUCAUUUAUGAUUACAUGCCCAACGGCUCUCUGGAUUCCUUAAUCUUCUCAAGUAAUCCCAAAAGUAAACAGAAGGUACUCGACUGGAGGAUCCGAUUUGAGAUCGCUUUAGGCACCGCAAGAGGAUUACUUUAUCUCCACGAAGAAUGCAGAGAUUGCAUCAUUCACUGCGAUGUCAAGCCAGAAAAUAUGCUUUUGGACGAUUCUAGUCAGUGUUACUUUCCAUCGUGGGCUGCAACUCAAAUUUACAACGGCAAUACAGUUAAUGUUGUGGAGGAGGGUAUUGCAGAGGAGAGAGACAUUGAAGAGGUGAGAAGAGCAAGUAUUGUAGGAUUGUUAUGCAUUGAAAAGGAUGAGGAGGUGAGGCCAAGCAUGGGGCAAGUGGUGCUAAUGCUGGAAGGGAAGAUACAGCCCCAGAUUCAGCAGAUUCAAAGCUAUGUGCUCAUGGACAAGGACGAAGACCGAAGCGACACUGACAGCAGUAGCGACAGCUGA